Messenger RNA from Haemonchus placei, 1128 nucleotides. The record is from the annotation of a GenBank genome assembly. Lineage: Eukaryota; Metazoa; Nematoda; Chromadorea; Rhabditida; Trichostrongylidae.
AUGCCUGACCGACCGUCUUACGUGAAGGUGCUCAUUGCAUUUGAUCCUCCAAUGGUCCCACCACGAAUAACAGCUCCACGACGAGCUGGAUCCGUAGAAAGUGAAAAGGUGCUCUCUCAAUGCAAUGCAUGGGCCAAAGCAUGUAGUGCAAUGUAUGAAUCUCGUCGUUACACAGCUCUCGUGACCGAUAUCAAUGGCAAAGCAAUACUGGCCUGUAGGUUCCUCGGUCCUGUCAAUCCACCGUCUUCAGUACCUCAUCCAAGCUCAAGUCCGAUGCACACUAUUGAAGUUGCAGCUCGACUAGUUAGUAUGGUACCGUUUGUCGUCGAUCCAGUGCUCUUCCCUGGUGCUGUAGACCUUUGGACUACAACAGAAAAGUUUCUAUCGCUUGGUUGUGGUGAUGAAGAAGAACAUGCGACGUUACUCUGCUGUUGGCUGCUUUCGUUUGGAAUACCUUGCUGCUUAGUGCUCGGCUUCGCAUUACCCGAAGGAGCACAAGCUGCAUAUGUUUUUGUAAAUUUGUCGGAUGGUAUAUAUUUUGUAAAUCCAUGCGAUGGAUCUAUUUAUUCAUCAACGGAUGCUAUGUGUCCAUUGACUUCUGUUGGUACAAUUAUCACGCCGAAAAAUCUCUACGGAAAUAUUCAAUCCAGUGCUCAUCCCAGUCAACUGCAGUUUGAUCUCAGUAAAUCUAGUGAUUGGAGGCCGUUGUUUGACAGAGAAAUGGAUGAGAUCCAAACUAUACAGUCACCAUCCAUUCCCUACUCCCAGGUGUCGGAAGAUGCCCUCAUUGAGCUUAGGUCCUCGAUCGAACGUGAGAUUAAACUACGUUUUGAUGAAGCUCGACAAUACGGUAUUCCACAGUGGAAUCUCAUGGCGUCCAGGUUGCUACGCGAAAUUCUGCAAGAGAACCAACGUUCGGUUGAUGAUCGUCUUGCACGAUUACGAGAAUCCUAUGCGGUGACGCUUUGUACCGUCACGAUACCGUACCGUAACAUAAAGCAUCUUAACAGUGAUGGUGGUGAUGAUGAUGGUGACCGUGGUGAUGGCCAUGAUGGUGAUGAUGAAAUAGAUCAUGGAACAAACCAUGGUGGUGAUGGUGGUGGUGUCCAUGAUGAUGAUUAUCUAUGA